Molecule: messenger RNA, 3514 nt
Organism: Salmo salar (Atlantic salmon)
Lineage: Eukaryota; Metazoa; Chordata; Actinopteri; Salmoniformes; Salmonidae
Source: RefSeq, a predicted model, not a curated record
AGAGAAGUUGGUCAGAAAAUAAACACGGCUUUAACCGCUACUAUUUUUUCUCACAGUCUUUGUACAUUUAUGUAGAAUGGAUCUCUCUCUAUUUCUCUGUGUGACGGUGAAGAGACGUGAACUAAUCCAUCUGUCAUCAUAUAGGAAGUAGAGGGGUUUGUCAGAAGAACUGUAGUUCAGAGAUCGUCGGCAGGACAGAAUGGAGCCCACCUUGCUCUGUGUGUUACUCUUGCUGAAUACACACAUCAACUCUGGACACUCUGAAGAUGAUGAUGGAGUGGCAAAGGCUGUCCUGACCAUACACCCCAACAGCUCCCAGAUAUUCAGUGGAGAGUCUGUCACUCUCAGAUGUGACAUACAGGGGGGAGGAGUCACUGACUGGGAGUACAGAUGGUUAACACCCAGUCCAGAUCAAUGUCCACAGAAAGAACAUGAAUGUAUUAUCGGUGCAGCUGAGUUUUCCCACAGUGGUGACUACAGUUGUCUGGGUUCACAUCAGCAGCAGGAUUCUAAAUGGAGUGAUGCAGUCAGACUGACAGUGACACCUCUGCCCAAAGCUACACUGACUGUAGAGCCAAACCCUGUGUUCCCUGGAGAGACAGUUACUCUGAUGUGUUCAGUAGGGUCUGACAGUAGCUGGAGCUAUAAGUGGUACAAAGACAGGAAUGAUAAUGUAGUAUCCCAGUCUGUCAGACACACUAUAACAGGAGACACCCUCACCAUCAGUGGAUCAACAGUGAAUGAGGGUCCCUACUGGUGUCAGGGAAAAAGAGAGUCCAGACCCACUUCUUCAUCCAUCAGUGACCCUGUCACUAUCACUGUCAAUGCUCUGCCUGUGGCCUCAGUGAGUGUCUCUCCUCAGGGUCUCCUCUACUCUGGAGAGACAGUCAGUCUCCAGUGUGUCAUACCAGACUACACAGACUGGACGUACUACUGGUCCAGAGACAACCAACACCUUCCCAGUCAGACCAGUAAAGUCAUAAAUAUCACCAUCCCCAUCACUCUGACUGGUCAGACUGGUCAGACUGGUCAGUAUAGAUGUGAGGGGCUGAGGACAGAUCGGCCCCAGAGGUCAAUACCCAGUGAUGACAUCACCAUCAGUGUCACUGCUCUGGCCAAAGCUAAACUGACUGUAGAACCAAACCCUGUGUUCCCUGGAGAGACAGUUACUCUGACGUGUUCAACACGGUCUUACAGUAGCUGGAACUAUCAGUGGUACAAAGACAGGAAUGAUAAUGUAGUAUCCCAGUCUGGUUACAGUAACAUUAGAGUCUCUCACACCAUCAGUAGAGCUGCUGAGUCUGACCAGGGUCGGUACUGGUGUGAAGGGAACAGAGUGUCUAGACCCACAUCUUCACUACCAAGUGAUCCUGUCACUCUCACUGUAAAAGAUUAUCAGCCAAAGACCACACUGACUUCAGACAAAGAGAACAUAUUCACAGGAGACAGUGUGACACUGAGCUGUACUGUAGAGUCUUCUGGAUGGAAGUUUUACUGGUACAGACACAGACCAGACUCUACACCAGUAACCACAACCUCUGGAUACUCCUACACACUCAGCUGGGUCAGUGUCUCUGAUGGAGGACAGUACUGGUGCAGAGCUGGGAGAGGAGACCCAGUCUACUACACCCUGUACAGUGACCCAGUCCAGAUAAACAUUACUGAGAGACCUGUUGCUGUUCUGAUCCUCCAACCCUACUGGACCCAGAUAUUCAGAGGAGAGACUGUUACUAUGAGAUGUGACAUACAGGGAGGAGGAGACACUGACUGGGACUACAGAUGGUAUAAGAAUAGUCGGUUAUUCAGCCACUUUAACACAAAGCCUGAACAUAGAAUCAGUCCUGUCUACAGGUCUAACAGUGAUUCAUAUACCUGUGAGGGUGUAAAGGGAAACAAGCUCUCCAAGACCAGUGAGGCUGUAAAACUGACCGUGUCUGAUCAACCCCAACCUGUCCUGAGUAUCUCUCCUCAGUGGCUGAACCCUGGAGACUUAGUGACUCUGAGCUGUGAAGUUGACAAGACUUCUACAGGCUGGAGGUUCUCCUGGUACAGGACUGUUCCCUACAGAGCUGGGUUACCCUCCCUAUCAGACAAGUCUUACUCUCUACAGCCCCUAUCUGACAAUGUGACUAGUGAAGACUCCUACACUCUGAUCCCUGCUGGUGCUACUCCCACAGGAGGAUAUGUGUGUAGAGCUGGGAGAGGAGACCCAGUCUAUGAUACACUCUACAGUCAACCUCAGUGUCUCUGGUCAGGAGAUCUGCAGCCUUCAGUGUCUCUUACAGUAAAUCCCAACACAACUCAACACUUUACAUCAAAGUCUCUCUCACUGAGCUGUGAGGAGAAGGGGAACUCUACUGGAUGGAGACUGAAGAGAUACACAGAGACAUCAUGGCCGUCACAGUGUCCAUCUACCUGGAGAUCAAUAACAGAAUCCACCUGCACCAUCACAUCAUUGGACACAUGGUACAGUGGAGUGUUCUGGUGUGAGACUGGAUCAGGAGAGUACAGUAAUGCUGUCAACAUCACAGUAAAUGCUGGUGAUGUGAUCCUGGAGAGUCCUGUCCAUCCUGUGACUGAAGGAGACUCUGUGACUCUGACCUGCACAUUUAGAUAUCAGGAAACAAAUCCUAAACUCAAGGCUGAUUUCUACAAAGAUGGAGUACUCAUCAAGAAUGAGACCACAGGAGAGAUGACCAUCCCUACAGUAUCCAAGUCAGAUGAAGGAUUCUAUAAGUGUAAAUCUGAUGAAGGAGAAUCACCAGAGAGCUGGGUGACAGUGAGAGUUUCUCCAGUCGUAUCUCCUGGAUCCUCUACAUCAGUCCUAGUAGGAGUGGUUGUGGGUCUGGUUGUUGCUGGUGUUCUACUGGUCAUUCUCCUGGUCCUGCUGUGGAGAUAUCAAAACAGAAAAGGUUCCUGUUUCAACAGAAUAUUCUGGCCCCCUCAGCCCCAGAGCACCAACCAGGACCCCCAACAGGACCAAGGAUCUACCCAGGGUCAGGCUCCUGAUACUGUGUAUACACAUCUCCAGCAUGGUGACACUAACAUCUACGAUACGAUCAAUCCCUCAGACAACAAUGAUAAUGAUGCUGCUGGUGCUUCUGCUGCUGGACCAAGUCAUGUGACUUACGCCCAGAUUCAACUCAAAAAGUUGGACAAGAAAAAGAAAGAAAAGCGAGAUUAUCUAAAAGAAAAUCCAGUCUACUCUGAGGUGAAGACAGGGAAAGCCACAGCAGCAGCUGGACAUUUUGAUGUGACCUAUGCUGAGGUUGAACUCCAAAAGAAGGUCAAAGCCAAGAAGAAGAGAGAAAUACCAAUCCCGCCUAAGGCAGAAUCUGUCUAUUCUCUAGUGAAGCCAUACACAGCCCCCGCAGCUGGACCUGUUGAUGUGACCUAUGCUGAGGUUGACCUCCAAAAGAAGGCCAAAGCCAAGAAGAAGAGAGAAGCAGCAACCCCACCAGAGGCGGAUUCAGUUUAUUCUCCAUUGAAGCCACGUUCAUGCCCCAGUCCUUGA